This is a messenger RNA of Elephantulus edwardii (Cape elephant shrew), 1011 nucleotides long. RefSeq names its product HLA class I histocompatibility antigen, B-50 alpha chain-like. The transcript has 5 exons. Gene Ontology annotation, cellular component: external side of plasma membrane. Gene Ontology annotation, biological process: immune response; antigen processing and presentation of endogenous peptide antigen via MHC class Ib; positive regulation of T cell mediated cytotoxicity. Gene Ontology annotation, molecular function: peptide antigen binding; signaling receptor binding. The coding region runs from base 1 to 1011 and encodes 336 amino acids. Lineage: Eukaryota; Metazoa; Chordata; Mammalia; Macroscelidea; Macroscelididae. The record is from RefSeq and is a predicted model, not a curated record.
AUGGGCCCCAGGGCCGUGCUGCUACUGUUAUUGUGUGUGGUGACACUGAAUUCGACCCAGGCAGGUUCCCACUCUCUGAAGUAUUUCCAUACUUCUGUGUUCCGGCCGGGCAGAGACCCCUGGUACAUCGAAAUUGGUUAUGUGGACGGCACAGAAUUCGUGAGGUUCGAGAGCAAGAAGGCGAGGUCCGAGCCGCUGGUGCCGUGGAUAAAGCAGAUGGGAGCACAGUACUGGGACUGGCAGACAGAGGUCAACCAGAAGAUCGCACAGAUUUUCCGAGAGAACCUACGGACCCUGCACACCUACUACAACCAGAGUGAGGCUGGGUCUCACACCUACCAGGGCAUGUGUGGCUGCGAUCUGGGGCCGGACGGGAGCAUACGUGGGUACAUACAGCAAGCCUACGAUGGCGUUGAUUUCUUCUUCCUGAAUGAGAAAAUGAGCUGGACGUACAGGGACGCCACUGCUUGGAACAUUCAGAGAAAGUGGAACAAGACCUUUGAGAAUGAUAACAGGAAAGCCUGCAACAUAAAGCGCCUAUGCACGUAUUGGCUCCCCAGGUACUUGGAAGAUGGGAAGGAGACUCUGCGGCACACAGAACCCCCAAAGACACAUGUGACUCACUACCACAUUUCUAAACAUGAGGUCACAAUGAAGUGCUGGGCCCUGGGCUUCUACCCAGCACAGAUCUCUCUGAUCUGGCAGAGAGAUGGGGAGGACCAGACUCAGGAUAUGGAGUUGGUGGAGACCAGACCUGCAGGGGAUGGGACCUUCCAGAAGUGGGCAGCUGUGGUAGUCCCUACUGGAGAGGAGCAGAGAUACACAUGCCAUGUGCAGCAUGAGGGGUUGCCUGAGCCCCUCACCCUGAGAUUGGAAUUGUCCAACACCUCCUAUAUGGGUAUUAUAAUUGGCCUGGUUCUUCUUGGAGCUGUGGUUCUUGGAGUUGUAAUCUGGAAGAAGAAGAGCUCAGGUAGAGAUGGGGAUGGGAUCAGAAUCUUCUUGUUCCACUGA